Corythoichthys intestinalis (scribbled pipefish) is the source of this 10790-nucleotide messenger RNA. It is a transcript of the gene znf652, whose product is annotated as zinc finger protein 652. Lineage: Eukaryota; Metazoa; Chordata; Actinopteri; Syngnathiformes; Syngnathidae. The record is from RefSeq and is a predicted model, not a curated record. Gene Ontology annotation, biological process: regulation of transcription by RNA polymerase II. The transcript is spliced from 6 exons. The coding region runs from base 506 to 2485 and encodes 659 amino acids. Gene Ontology annotation, molecular function: RNA polymerase II cis-regulatory region sequence-specific DNA binding; DNA-binding transcription factor activity.
UUUAGUUUCCAAACGGCGCCCCAUACCCCGCCGCAGUCAGGCGACAAGCGGAGAGAGAGAACCGAGAGAGCGCCCGGCUUGACCGCAGUGUAGUAGCGGGGCGGCUCAGGUCGCCGGUGGGCACCCGUCUGCAGCAGCCCCGCGUCGCGGUUCAUUUCGGGACAGACAGGAUAAUUAUUCACUGACUCCUUUCUGCCGUAGAAGAUGAACGGGAGACCUGGAUUGUGAGCUAUUCGCUAUUCUGGCGCACGAAGGUGAUACUCAAUUCACGGCCCCUGAUGGCAGAUCGAUUUGAGGCGCACCAUUCCUCUUCACUCGAGUACCUCUUUUUCAAGGGCGAUCUGGCUUAGUUGAAUGUCUUUCCGACGUAGUUUCCCCACCGAGACGACAUGGAUGCUUUGUUUGAAUCUGGUUGACUGCCUUAUACGCCUUCUGUCAAAGUUGAAGUGGGGCUUUGGCAGCCCUUGCCCUUCCUAAUAGAGGCCCUUCAGCAUCCUAACUUUUCAUGAAAUCCUGCCAAAGCCUCAAGGAGGAGGUCUCCGUCCCGUGCUUGGGCGGGAUGUCACAAGAGGAGAGCCGCAGGCCGCAGGUGUCUCAGUCCUAUUACCACCCUUCCAACCCGGGGGUGGACCUGACAGGCAAGCUGUUCAAGAGAGAGGGGGGCGGCAAGCCCUACUCGGUUCUGGUCGACAACAAAAGCGCCACCAAGACGGCGGCGGCCGACACCGCUCGGCAGUAUUUCCGCGAGAGACCGGAUAUACGCUCACGCGUCGACGGGGCCACCUCUGAGGAAAGCGAAGACGAGGACGAAGAAGAGGAAGGCGACGACGAGGACGACGACGAAGAAGAAGAGACGGCUUUCAAGCGCGAGCAGAUUAUCGUGGAGGUAAACCUGAACAAUCAGACGCUUCACGUAUCCAAAGGCGACAACAAAGCCCCUGCCGCCGCCGCCGCCGCCGCGGGAGAGGAUUCCGAGAGAGGCGGCAGCGAGGAUGACGACGACGACGGCGGCGGGGAAGAGGGUGAAGAGGAAAGCCCGGAUGAGGAAGAGGAUGAAGACGACGACGAGGAGGAGACGGAAAGUCAAGCGACGAGGUCGAAGAGGGCUCACGGCGGCGCUUCCGGCCGGCCGCUGAGGAAAAGUCUCCGGGCGACUCUGAGCUCGUCGCCCACCGGGAUGACCACCAGGGGGCGACGGAAGCACGCCGAGAGGCCCCAGAGUCAGCGUCGCUCCGCUCGCCCCGUCCCGACGUCGCCCGCGGGCGCCAAAGCCGAGGGGGAGAAGGAGUUGCUGGCGUGUGAAAAGUGCCCUCGGGUCUUCAACACGCGUUGGUACCUGGAGAAGCACAUGAACGUCACGCACAGGAGAAUGCAGAUAUGCGACAAGUGCGGCAAGAAGUUUGUCCUGGAGAGCGAGCUAGCCUUGCACCAGCAGACCGACUGCGAGAAGAACAUCCAGUGUGUCUCCUGCAACAAAUCCUUCAAGAAGCUAUGGUCGCUGCACGAGCACAUCAAGAUUGUGCACGGCUAUGCCGAGAAAAAGUUCUCGUGCGAGAUCUGCGAGAAAAAGUUCUAUACCAUGGCCCACGUCCGCAAGCACAUGGUUGCUCACACCAAGGACAUGCCGUUCACCUGCGAGACAUGUGGCAAGUCAUUCAAACGCAGCAUGUCCCUCAAGGUGCACUCGCUGCAGCAUUCUGGAGAGAAGCCUUUCCGUUGCGAGAACUGCGACGAGCGCUUUCAGUACAAGUACCAGCUGCGCUCUCACAUGAGCAUCCAUAUCGGACAUAAGCAGUUCAUGUGCCAGUGGUGCGGCAAAGACUUCAAUAUGAAGCAGUAUUUUGACGAACACAUGAAAACUCAUACAGGAGAGAAGCCUUUCAUUUGCGAGAUUUGCGGCAAGAGCUUCACCAGCCGGCCCAACAUGAAACGCCACCGACGCACGCACACGGGCGAGAAGCCGUACCCGUGCGACGUGUGCGGCCAACGCUUCCGCUUCUCCAACAUGUUGAAGGCGCACAAGGAGAAAUGCUUCCGGGUCACCGGCCCGCUGGCACCGCAGGCCGGCAUCUUCGCCGGCGCUUUCUCCUCUGCCUCCUCGUCUUCUGGUCCCGGCCCUUCCGCCGCCUCCCCGCCGGUCGCGACGGCCGGCGCCGCCGCCCGGGAGCUCGCCCCGACCGCUGCGGCCUCGCCGCCGCGAGCCUCUUUGGGACACGCCUUCGGCCACGUACAGCACCACUCGGCGUCCUUGCACCACCGCCCCCAACAGCACCUCAACGCAGCCCAACCCGCAACACCUCACACCCCCCACCACGCCCACCAUCAUCAUCACCACCACCUGGCAGUGCCCCCGGUCUCCCACCUGCCCCCUCCCCCUGCCCUUUUUAAGAGCGAACCUCUAAACCACUGCGGGCACGAAGACGGCGCCUAUCUGCACCACAUGGCUUCUGCCGAUAAGGGUCCCGGAGCCCCUCAACAUCACUGAAUAACAACACCUCCUCCAAUAUGGUGACUUUUUUUCCCCCAAAAUAAUCUCUGUCGUUAGUACACACCGACCAGUUGGCAGCAAGUUAAGCUACGUUUUCACCAAGCGGCAUAGUUCAAGUCCCCGUUUUUCCGUCAACAGCAAGCCUCUUAAGUAAACGUGCACCGAUUGAGGCCGAUGUCAUCCAUUUUGUGCGGUCGCUCUCUCAGAAAAAAUCUAUCCGAUCUUGUUCGCCCAUCUCAUCCAGAGUCAGUUCGCUCGCUAGCAUUUGCUCGUUGUCAUUAUUAUGAGCAUUUAAGUGCACUUGUUGGGUAUUUUCAUACUUUCUGACCCCUACAUAAUGUUUAUGAUUGUAAGAUCUGCCAGUCUUUGCCACGUAAAUGUAAAGGAGGGGAAUUUGUACUAAAGUUCCAUAUCGUCACUGUGCGGUCAUUGUUUUGUUGCCGCGAGAUGGAAUCGUUACUCUGCGUUCCCUUUCCUUUGUGAGUGAAUUCCGUCAGAUAAUACCUGUUUCGCGAAUGGACGUAUUUGGCUUACAUUCAAACUAGAUGCCAAAAAUGGCUUGAUAUAAUUCAAAUACUACAGAAAAGUUUUGUACAUUUCAAUUAUGUUUUCGCGAACUGCUGUAUUUGUUUUGUUUUUUUUAACUGCAAUCUUGGCUCACGUAAUGUUCAGUGUUUUACUGUAAUCAAAGAUUGGCAUAUAAUAGGUGUAUGCUGGUAUUUAUGAAAAAUGUUGAGAUCGGCAAAAAUCGAGACGGGCAGGUCGGGCUUUUCAAAUUUCUGCGAUCGGUGCACCCCUAGUUUGAACAGUAGGUUCGUGGCUAUGAUGAUUUUGUAGUGUUGAAACCAAAAAUGAGACAAACGGAGCAAUGGCUAAUGCAACGAAUUGAAGUGUUUGGUGGAAACGUGGCUUAUAUAUAUAGCCGGUGUUCAUUUUUCUCAAUCUGUUGUGAAAAUCACGGCGUGUUCAUCUAGAACACAUUGUUUGAAUUUGUAUUUAAAAGACGAGGACUCCCGCUUCGGGAUGAGCUACCCGAGUUUUUGCGAGUGACAAGUAUUCUCAAGCGGAUUGACUUUGGUGGACUUUCCCGGAGGUCGAAAAUAUUUUGCGAAUGUUGUCACCGGUUGCCAAGGAUCCCGGCGUGAGAGGCGACUUUUAUUUUGAGCUGUUGUAACGAGAUUCAUUGUGGUAUUAAUGGUGCUUUUCCAUUCCAGUCAACGCAAUUUCUUCAUUUUUUGCUUCGCGGCACGCCGAACGACACAGUCAUGUGGAACGGUCCAGGAUACGAUCAUUGAGAAAACGGGAGGUGGAAAAAAAAAAAAAAAUCAGUGCUCUUUCGUCCCAUACUGCCACUGUGAGGGGCCGCAGCCCCCGCAACCCUCAUCCGUAUACACACACGUGUGCCGUCGAUAAUACGGGUUUCUGUGUUAAAGGUUAACAUGCUAACUAUACAAACACCUCAAGUUCUCGGUUUGCUUUGGCGUUAAGUUUUUGGACCUUGGCUCAUCUUUGACCUACGCAGAAGGACGUGCCGUGUUUUUGCGUCUUCAUUCUGGCCAGCCCGGCGUGUCUUGCAGCUGACCGCUGCUACCUGUACACGAUCUGGUGAUGACAAAAUGUAUGGGCCCAUUGUGUGAAUGCCGUUUCCUUCAAAAGACAGAGCUCUGACUGUUAUCCGAUGAACAGUACUGCCCAAAAUUCUUAGGCCUCCAUGACAUUACUUAAACUUGCUAGAAUUCAUACUAAAUAUAAUUCAAAGUAUUCUUAGGAAUACUCAAAACUCAUUUUAUUAAGAUAACAGUGUUAAUAAAAAUGAGUGUUAUUAACGCGAAUGAUCAAUUUUGUAGGCAAAACUUCCAUUUCUGGGUAAACACAACUUGAACUUCCGAUGUCUUCAAAAAGUGCGCUGGCGACGCAGCUCUUUUGCUCACUUGUCUACACGUAUGCGCUGUCAUCAAGGUUAACCGGGUUCAGGGUUAUCUUGUAAAAUACAUAUUUAACGCCAAAAACUGGAUUUCAGUUUAACUUGACUAAGUUUUCCUAAUGUUUAUUUUUUUCGCUGUUUUAUAACUACUACAAUGGAUACAUUUCGAUCAGUAAGUCCUUCUUAUUCAGAAUACAGUGAUCCCUCGCUACUUUGCACUUUUGACACUCUUCAAUUGAAAAGAUAUAUGCAUGUAUACAUGUACAAAUCAUUGUUUUCUUAUUAUAUAAUAUAUGGGGGCAACACCCCCAAAGGUGGUCGAGAACAACCGAGCCAAGAUCCUGUGGGACUUCCGGAUCCAGACAGACAAACUGGUGAUGGCCAACCAGCCUGACAUAAUGGCGGUGGAUAAACAUCAGAAGAUAGCAGUAGUGAUAGCUGUAGCAAUCCCCAUUGAUAGCAACAUCAGGAAAAAGAACACCAAAAGCUGGAGAAAUAUCACAGGUUGAAGGAAGAGUUGGAGAAAAUGUGGGGAGUGGAGGCAACAGUGGUGCUAGUAGUGAUCGGGACACUAGGGGCAGUAACCCCCAAGCUGGGUGCAUGGCUCCAACGGAUACCAGGAACAACGUCCGACGUCUCCGUUCAGAAGAGCGCGAUCCUAGGGACAGCUAAGAUCCUGCGCAGAACCCUCAAGCUCUCAGGCCUCUGGUAGAGGACCCGAGUUUGAAAGGAGCGAUCAUACCGCCCGGGUGGGCGAGACGACGAUUUUAUAUACAUAUACUAUAUGCAGUGCUGGCCAAAAAUAUUGGCACCCCUGCAAUUCUGUCAGAUAAUGCUCCAUUUCUCCCAAAAAAUGAUUGCAAUUACAAAUGCUUUGGUAGUAAUAUCUUCAUGUAUUUUGUUGCACUGACAAAACACAAAAGAGAAUUGGGGUGAAAAAAAUGAAAUCAUUAUCAUUUUACAAAAAACUCCCCUAAUGGGCCGGACAAAAGUAUUGGCACCCUUUGAAAAAUCAUGUGAUGCUUCUCUAAUUUAUGUCAUUAACAGCACCUGCUACUUACCUGUGGCACAUAGCAGGUGGUGGCAAUAACUAAAUCGCACUUGCAGGCAGUUAAACUGGAUUCAAGUUGACUCGACCUCUGUCCUGUGUGUACCACAUUGAUGGAGAAAAGAAGACCAAAGAACAGAGGACUUGAGUAGCAAAAUUGUGAGGAAGUAUGGGCAAUCUCAAGGUCCAUCAAGUCCAUCUCCAAAGACCUGAAUGUUCCCGUGUCUACCGUGCGCAGUUUCAUCAAUAAGUGUAAAGCCCACAGCACUGUGGCUAACCUGCCUAGAUGUGGACGGAAAAGAAAAAUUGAGAGAUUUUAAGAAAAGAUUGCGCAUAGUGGAUAAAGAACCUUGACUAACAUCCAAACAAGUUCAAGCUGUCCCGCGGUCCGAGGGUACAACAGUCUCACCCCAUCCGUCGGCGUCUGAAUUAAAAGGGACUCUACCCAGGAAAACCCCAUUUCUGACUCAGAGACUUAAAAAAGCCAGGCUGGAGUUGACCAAAACUUACCUGAGAAAGCCUAAAAAACGUUUUGGACAGUGUUGUUAAUAACGGGGUUACAAUAUAACGGCGUUACUAACGGCGUUAUUUUUUUCAGUAGUGGGUAAUCUAAUUAAUUACUUUUCUCAUCUUGGCAACGCCGUUACCGUUACUGAGGACGGAAAGGCAUGCGUUACUAUGCGUUACUAUAUUGGUCGAAAAGUCUGAGGGAGACGGACUCACCGAGACGACAGAGCAGAGCAGGAGUGUGGAGGAGGCAAGAAAGUUGUGACGCCGAGCAAACGCGAUGCUAGGUAGCUCCAAUAAUACAUGUUGUAGCCGAUAGCCUGCAAACUACGCCCGCAUGUUAUGGUAGAUAUGGUAGACAUGGUAGAUAUCACAUGUACUGUAUAUAGAUAUAACUAGAUGCAAAAUGACAGACAUGGCACUAAAUGCGUUAGUAGACAGCCGCCAUCUUGAAGCAGUAGACUUUUUAGGACGGCUCUGUUGUAGAGAACCUUCCUAGCGAACCUAAGUAACUUUUUAUAUAAAAUACUUCUAAAUCGGCAAAAUCUUGACUUGAAUCUAUCUUUAAAUGAUGAAACAGUUUUAAAACUUUCAUAUGUCGAAAGUAGAGAGAAGGGAACUAAUGCAAUAAUGGGAGCAAUUCUAACAACUUUUAACAGUUGAUUCAGGUUAAAGAGUAAAUUAGGGUAAAGAAUUGGGCUCGGGCCAAUUGUACCCAAAAACCUUCACAAAAAACUUCACAUAGUGUAGUCAAUGUUUUUUUUUUUUUUUUUUUUUUUAAAUUGAGGGGGGGAAAAAAGUAAUUAUCACCAAUUACUUUGCCAAGUAACUAAUUACUCUUACAUUCAGGUAAUUGAGUUACUAAUGCAAUUACUUUUUGGGAGAAGUAAUUUGUAACUAUAAUUAAUUACUUUUUUUCAGUAAGAUUAACAACACUGUUUGGAAGAAUGUUUUCUGGUCAGAUGAGACAAAAGUAGAGCUUUUUGGGAAAAGGAGUUUACAGGGGAAAAAAACAAGGCCUUCAAAGAAAAGAACACGGUCCCCACAGACGCAUGGCGGAGGUUCCCUGAUGUUCUGGGGUUGCUUUGCUUCCUCUGGCACUGAACUGCUUGACAGUGUGCAUGGCAUUAUGAAGACUACCAACAAAUUUUGCAGCAUAAUUUAGGGCCCAAUGUGAGAAAGCUGGGUCUCCCUCAGAGGUGAUGGGUCUUCCAGCAGGACAAUGACCCAAAAGCACUAGAAAAUGGUUUGAAAGAAAGCACUGGAGACUUCUAAAGUGGCCAGCAAUGAGUCUACACCUGUGGAGAGAUCUGAAAAUGGCCCCCUUCAAAUCUCAGAGACCUGGAGCAGUUGGCCAAAGAAGAAUGGUCUAAAAUUCCAGCAGAGCAUUGUAAGAAACUCACUGAUGGAUACCGGAAGCGGUUGUUCGCAGUAAAUUGGUCUAAAGGUUGUGCCACCAAGUAUUAGGCUGAGGGUGCCAAUACUUUUGUCCGGCCCAUUUUUGGAGUUUUGUGUAAAAUGAUAAUGAUUUUUUUUUUUUUUUUUCUUCUUCCCCAUUUUGUGUUUAUUCAUUGCGGACAAAAUAAAUGAAGAUAUUACUACCAAAGCAUUUGUAAUUGCAAUCAUUUUCAUCAAAUUCAGCAUUAUCUGUCAGAAUUGCAGGGGUGCCAAUACUUUUGGCCAGCAGUGUAAAUAUGCUCCGCUCCUACUUCGCGCAAUUUUGGGUUGGGCGGUCCCCAUUAACCGAGAAAAACGGGGGAUCACUGUAUUACAAGGAGCCCUGUUGCACACAGUCCCCGGUUAGGUGAGGUUUAUAAAAAGCGUAAUAUCACAAAUCGGUAUAAACUGUUAAAAGAGGCUUCAGUCAAGCUAAAACUUUCCGCAAUGGUCCACAAAAAUAACAGCCAUUGGAUGCUGCUUUAUGAUUCCAUCAAUGCGUGUAUCGGAAUUUUGUCCUACGUGACCGAUAACCUGAAGCGGAAUUUAAGGGGGGGCCAGGCUCACCUUGGUGGCCAAAAAGUGUCAUUGCAUGAAAUUGACUUUCCUAUAUACAUUAUAUAAAAGUUGUAAAGCAAUAGAGCAAACAUCAAAAAUUAAUUAAAUGAACACAUUUUUUUUUUAAUUAUGUAUAUAUACUAUAUAUAUAUAAUAUAUACAAAUUAUUUAAAAAAAAUAUAUAUAUAUAUAUAAUAAAAAUAUGGCCGGAACUCAAAACUUUUUUUUAAUUAAAAAUUAAGUGUAAAUGCAAAUAUUUCAGUCUCAAAUAUUUUUUCGCAUUCAAAACCUUUUUUUUUCUAUGAUUGAAAUUUUUCUUUUUUUGAUUGAAGUGAUUUUUCGUUUGAAAAUAUAUAUUUUUUGUGUAAAGCCACUUAUUUUUUGAUUGAAUAAUAAAGACACAAAUUUCCUCGACAAAAUGUGGCCCAAACACAAAACAUUACUCCAAUCAAAAAAAAAAAAAAAAAGUAUUUUUUUGAGUUUUCAAAUUUAUUUUUGCACUCACAUUUUGUGAUCGAAUAAGGAAAACACAAAUUUACUGCCGUAUGGCUCCGCCCAGGGGAAACAAUUUUUGACUGGGGUAACUACAUUGGCACGACACCGGUGAGCGUACCAUACUCAAUGGAUGACGAUUUUGGCGAAAAGUAUAGCCUAGGUAGCCUGAUUUAGAAUUCCCCUCAAGAAUGAUGGGAAACAAAAAACGCUCGUUUUCGUAAGUUAAUUUUAUUGCUGACACUGCGUUUUGGGGUCAUCAACAUGUUGUGCCCCCCCCCGGCCCAAAAGUCAAAUUCCGCCUAUGCCAGAAACAGUGGUUUUGUGGAAAUUGGGUCGUUGUUUUUGUUGCAAAACAAAACUAUAUUUGUGUGUGGAGUUGAGACUUUUGUGCAGUACUGUCAUACAGGUUAAUUUUCCACAAAUAAGCUUGCAUUUGGGCAGACAGUAGCAUUAAAUCGUUCUACAGUAUUAAGCCCCGAGUGGCUAAACCGAGUCGUUUGAGGUGUCUUCUGUCCGAUGAAUUGGACCUGCAGUUUGUGUGGCUCUUCAUUAUGAACUCUUCAUCCAUUUGCAAUAUGGCUCUUGGUCUUGUCUGAUGCCUUUUGAAACAUUCUUUCUGUGUGUGUGUGCGUGCGUGCGUGUUCUCUGCACUUUAGCGCUGCGUGCGAGACGCAGGGAAGUGACGAUUGUAUUGUGGAGCAGGAUGCUCGGCGAUGAGUGUUUUGUUUUGUUUUUUCAAUGCAAGGAAAGGAGGAGAAUGUGGACGAGACACAAAACAAAGCGUCGCCCUGCUUUGCCGACAUGACAUUGGUUUUUGCUAAAAUAGCCCAAUAAUGCUGAUGAUACUCCUCCUUUCUUUGCUGCAUAGAAUGCACUUUCUACUACUAAAACUCUUGGCUAGAUGCGAAAAAUAACUGUAUAUUCUAAGAUGUUUUAAAAAGAAAAAUCAUUAUACUUUUUUUUUUUUGUUUCCCUCUCCAUCACCAUUCUUUGUAUUUCUAACCACUUAAUGUAGCAUUAUCGUGUAUUUUAUUAUUAUUGUAUCUGGUACAAAUUUUGCAGCUUUAUAAUGUUCUGGUUUGUCUUUAUUUUUCUAUGUUCUCUGGAGAUUUGAGGAGAUGGGAAAGAAAAGUUGGGCCUUUUUUCUUUUUUGAUAAUGUACAUUUAACUGACUGCUAACUUUAAAUAAAAACAAGUAGCCACAAGUGUCAAGCCCGCUCUGUCUGCUAGCAACCGAGCACGAGAGCGUGCGGAACUAGGCCAAAUGCCGAUCUUAUCGCAAACUCUGUCACAGUCUGAGGGUCAAUAGGUCCACUCCAAGCCCCAAUUUUUUAUCGGCUUUUGUUUGCCACGGUUUUCCUUUUUGCGACUAACCCAUACGAUGGUGGUUAAAGAGCGUUGAGCAACUGUGCAAAUAUUGUGUUUGUUAGAAAUUGGCUUGUUAUGAAAAAAUCAGACUUCACUGCCAGGGGUGAAAGUGGCUAGAAUUUCUUGCUGGAACUCCCUGAAAUAAGGUCAUGUUGAAAUUUGAUAUUUUAGCCAGAUUGCCAGAAUCACGCCAGCCAAGUCGCCGAAACCACGCUAGCGCAAUUCCAACAAAGCGGGCCGGAGCGACCCGACAACUUGGCCAAAAGGCCAAACUCCGCGCGUUCACCUUAGUUUUAACCCCUUGUACCGACUCCAUAUUGAAAGCUUGAAAAAGGCUUAAAACACAAUUUGACAAUUUAUUCCAGUCAACAGCAAUUGGACAGGAAGGCAAAAACGGCAAACAGACCCAGACGAAGAGGAAGGCUGGAUCCAGGAUCAACAAUAAACAGGUAAACAAAAGAUUCAUGAGAAAAGCCAGCGGCUAGCCAAAGAAUUCAGUCUUUUCAAAGAGUUUGCGAGGUAGGCCGGAUGUGUUUGGGCGUUGCCUGUUGCAGAUUGGGCAGGACAGUUUGUGUGUUACUGUUGUCCGGGCAACGAGAGUUGAUGUUUUUUUCCAGCCUCGGCGCCACGAGAGUGCUGAGUGUCCGACGGGUUCCUCGGUUAUCAGAUGUUCCUCAUAGGGAGGAGAGGAUGUCCUUCCAUUGUUCUGGACCGUACAUUGUUGGUUACCAGAAGAGCUGAUGGUGGAAUUUUGUGGUCCAGACGUGGGCUUGUAGGUCUCGGCCAUCCCCUGCUUGUGUCGCUCAGUCAGCUGCAUGAAGCGCACGUUGGGUCUCCCAGUCAGCACGAUUCCAAGGUCGGCUUCCGCAGUCAGCAGGUAUCCCCCUGUAGUUAUUUCCCUUAUCGAGCUGUUGCCUUGGCGCUGCAAAUUCCAAUCACUCCAACUCCAACCACUUCAAAUGUAU